AUGCGUGUUGUUCACUUUAUUAUUCGUAUCAGCAAGUCCAAACUUUCUAAAUGGCAGAGAUUCGGUGCUAUCAAGAAAAAUAUAAAGAGUACACUUAAAUCUACCAUCGAUUCAUUACAUGACGUAUGUCCAUUAAAUGUCUCUCGUGAGAUUAUAUCCAAAUCACUUCAUGAUAUUCUAUGUAAAGACAAAGUUUUUCGUGAACAGUCAGAAAUACACAAUAGAAUAUUUAAUUGGUUUGAGGAAAAAAAUUCUUCCGAACCAUCAAGACCAUAUGCAGUAUUCAAAAAACGAGUUUAUUCAUCUGCUUUUUUUGGAUCAAAAGCAAAACCUUUAUCCACGCUCCUGUUGAUCUUUAAGAACAAUGUUCGGAAUAAAAUGGCACACGGUAUCUUAAUAGAUCAAAAAGGUCGAUGGGGUGAUCAUGCACUCAAAAAUGUUGCUAUUCUUGCGUGUGAGGUGAUAAUUAAAGAAUUAUAUGCUAUAAAAGAAAGACUGGACAAUAAAAUUAUUAAAAAAUGGAUGGAAAAAACAACUUUAGGGGUCAAAAAUGAGAACCAGUCACAAACACUGAAAAGAAAAUAUGAUGACUCUAAUUUUUGUGAAAUGACAAAAUUCGUUAAAGGUAUUUUAAAAGAGGUUAAUGAAACGAAAGAGGGAUCCAAACAAAAAAUAAUGAAGCUGGUGUUAAGGGAAGAUGAAGAUUUAAUACAGAUAUGGAGAUCUGUUAAAACGACAUUAGUGCAAAAGAGAGCAAUCCCUUGCAUUUAA
This is a messenger RNA of Entrophospora candida, 771 nucleotides long. Lineage: Eukaryota; Fungi; Glomeromycota; Glomeromycetes; Entrophosporales; Entrophosporaceae. The record is from the annotation of a GenBank genome assembly.